CUUUAGCGCGCGCUGAUUUGCAAUCUGCAAGACAGAAGGGACUUGCUGUCAGCUCGCAGUUACAGCUGCAAUUAAAAAAAGAAAAGAAAUUAAAUUGCAUUGUGAAUUUUUGGGUAGGUUUUUUUUUUGCUCGACUGCCAGCUGCGAAGAGAAAGGAGCGCUUUCUUCCCCCCUCCUGCUCUUUCUGCAGUGUGCAGAUCGAAAGAAAUCUCCGAUGGAAGAAGAGGAGCCCGAGCUGUACGGCAUUGAAGAUGAGUUCGACGAGCAGUUUGCAGACGAGCUGGAAGUCCUGGCUGAGAUGGAAGGGAAACGACGGUCAUCCCCCUCCUAUAAAGUCUCUGAAUUCCGAAACCAAAAGAAAAGGACGUUUGAAGAGGCUCUCACAGCCGGGGAUCUAGCUCCGGUCUGCCAGCCGUGCCGGGAAAAGGAAUCAGACAGCCAAGACCUCCCUGAGGAACCAGAAGGUCUCCCCACAUUCAGUGGGGCCGAGGACAGCUCUGGGGAUCUGCUGCUCCAAGUGACAGAGGCGGCUCAGACUCCCAGGCCAAAGCGGCGGCGGCUUGAAGCCGUGAAGAAGCUGAACUUUGGAGCAGAAGAGGGGACAGCCCUUGAAGACUUACCCAAGGAUGGAAUUGUCUUGCCGCUUUCACCAGGAGACUGUUCUAAACUCCAGGAAGCAAGGACUCCGAGGCGUAAGAUCCUGGACGGCCUGGGCGUGAGCGAUGUGCAGCCACUGCCGAUGACGCCACGAGAGGCGAGCAGAAAGGUGCUGAAGCGCCCGCCCGUCCUGGAGGACUAUGUCAACGUGACCUCGACUGACGGCACCCGGGUCUUCAUGGCCCUGAGGGAGGAUUGCUCCAGGACAGGAACGCAGCGCUGUGAUUCUCUGGGGUGGAGCGGACCACGCCCUCUUCAUUUACUGGGGGUUCCUUUCUCCUACCUGAAGGAGCAGGUGGAUGAAGAGCGCCGGAGACAGAUUCGUGAAUCUUCACGACGGCUGACAGAGAUUCUGGACAGCUGUCUUGAAGAUGAGACAACCGAAACGGAGGCCGCGGGGCCCAGGGAAGAAGGCGGUGGUGACGCCGCGCAGGAAGGGGACGAUUCAUCCGCAGGGUCCCUGUGGGUUGACCUCUUCACUCCCAAGCACUAUGUGGAGUUGCUGAGUGAUGAUUACACCAACCGCUGCCUCCUGAAGUGGCUGAAGCUGUGGGACGUGGUGGUCUUUGGGAAGGACAAGCCCACCAGGAAGGCCAAGCCGAGCACAGAGCCCCACCCACCCGCCAAGCACCCCAAGCAGCGGCAAGGGCCGUGGAAGAGCAAAGCCCAGCUGACGGAGGAAGUCCUAGAGGCGGAAUUGGACCAGCACAACCGGCCCAAAUUGAAGGUUGCCCUACUGUGUGGCCCCCCCGGAUUGGGCAAGACCACGCUGGCACACAUCAUCGCCAAGCAUGCUGGGUACAACGUGGUGGAGAUGAACGCCAGCGACGACCGUAGCCCGGACGCCUUCAAAACACGGAUAGAAGCUGCCACCCAAAUGAAGUCUGUGCUGGGAGCCAACGAAAGACCGAACUGCCUCAUCAUUGAUGAGAUUGACGGGGCUCCGACGGUGUCCAUCACUGUGCUCCUGAACCUCGUCAACUGGAAGGGCGCAGAGGCAGAAGCCGAAGGCGGCGCAAGCGGGCGGAAGAGGCGGCGGGAGGGCGGGCUCCUUUUGCGGCCCAUCAUCUGUAUCUGCAACGACCAGUAUGUCCCUUCUCUGCGUCAGCUCCGGCAGCAGUCUUUCCUUCUUCACUUCCCCUCAACCGCCCCCUCCAGGCUGGUGCAGAGGCUGCAGGAGAUCGCCGUCCGGCAGGGCAUGAAAGCGGACACGGGGGCGCUGAUGGCGUUGUGCGAGAAGACGGAGAAUGACAUCCGCUCCUGCGUCAACACCCUGCAGUUUCUGCACGGUCGAGGACAGAAGGAACUGAACAUGCGGACGGUGCAAGCCACGAAGGUUGGCCUGAAGGACCAGAACAAAGGGCUGUUCUCCAUCUGGCAGGAAAUCUUCCAGCUCCCGAAAGUUCAAAGGCACCGGAUAUCGAUGGACCCUUCGAAUCGGGUCCCCUUUCUCAUGAAUGGUGGGGAUGACCUGUUCGGGCCGGCCACGGUCCAAACUUCCCUGAACGCUGCUGCCCAGAGAUUCCACCGCAUCCUGCAUCUCAGCACGUCCUCCGGAGAACACGAGAAGCUCACCCAGGGCUUGUACGACAACUUCCUGAACAUGAAGGUGAAGGAUUCCAGCUUCGGCUCCGUCUGCCUGGCUUUGGAGUGGCUGGGCUUCUCUGACGUGCUGCAUAGAGUCGUGAUGCACGGACAGAACUUCCAGCUCAUGAGAUACCUGCCCUUCCUCCCCGUCGCCUUCCACGUCCUCUUUGCUGCGUCCAACAUCCCCAGGCUGGCGUAUCCCAACAGCCAGAACGAGGCUCUGGCUAAAUUGACCCAGGUGCAGAACCUCCUGGCUUCCAUGAUCUCAGGGAUUGCGCCGAACUCCCGCAGCCGGGUGGGGUCUCAGUCUCUCGUGCUGGAAGCCCUUUGCCUCCUCUUGGACAUCAUCUCUCCGAAACUGAGACCGGUGAACACCCAGUUGUACAGCCAGAAGGAGAAGCAGCAGUUGUCCGAGCUCAUCAGCACCAUGCUGGCAUACAAUCUCACCUACCUCCAGGAGCGGACGCCCGAUGGACAGUAUAUCUACAAACUGGACCCAAACGUGGAAGAAAUCUGCCGGUUCCCAGAGCUCCCUGCUCGGAGGCCAUUGACUUACCAGGCCAAGCAGCUGAUUGCAAGAGAAAUCGAGCUGGAGAAGAUGAGGCGGACGGAAGCUGCCCUGCGGACACGCAACUCCAACCAGGAGCCGGCAGUGAGUCAGCCAGCCAAGGAAGGAGGCCAGAAGCCCUGUACCAAGACCGAGUCUCAGGUGCGAAACCAUGAGCAGCGGCUGGACGCGAUUGUGAAGAGAGCCACGUUUGAGGAGAAGCCAGAAACCGAUUUCUUUGGCCGUGUAGUUGUCAAGAAGACAGUGUCUGCUUCGACAGGAGCCAACAAGGGGCCUGAAAAAAACACAACUGACAAACGAGUUGGAAGAGCUGUUGGACAGAGCGACGUCUGGUUCCGGUUUAAUGAAGGCGUCUCCAACGCUGUCCGGAGAAAUAUUUACAUUAAGGAUUUGCUGUAGCGGUAGAACACUCCGAUUUGUAUAUACAGCUCUUCCCUCUUCAAGAAAACCCAGGUGUUUUGGCAUUGUGGCAAGAAAAACGGACAAUCACCUCACUCUUUUGUAUCUCAUUUUUUGUGUGUGUGUAAAAAUGAUGAAUUGGAAACACA
Heteronotia binoei (common prickly gecko) is the source of this 3360-nucleotide messenger RNA. RefSeq names its product chromosome transmission fidelity factor 18 (gene CHTF18). Gene Ontology annotation, molecular function: ATP binding; ATP hydrolysis activity. Bases 215 to 3211 code for a protein of 998 amino acids. The record is from RefSeq and is a predicted model, not a curated record. The transcript has 22 exons. NCBI's taxonomy places the organism in Eukaryota, Metazoa, Chordata, Lepidosauria, Squamata, Gekkonidae.